This is a messenger RNA of Opisthorchis viverrini, 1167 nucleotides long. RefSeq lists its product as hypothetical. The annotation marks the transcript as partial. NCBI's taxonomy places the organism in Eukaryota, Metazoa, Platyhelminthes, Trematoda, Opisthorchiida, Opisthorchiidae. The record is from RefSeq and is a predicted model, not a curated record. Gene Ontology annotation, molecular function: structural constituent of cytoskeleton; GTP binding. Gene Ontology annotation, cellular component: cytoplasm; microtubule. The transcript is spliced from 6 exons. Gene Ontology annotation, biological process: mitotic cell cycle; microtubule cytoskeleton organization.
GUUAGAUUACUGUAUUGGCCUUUGCCUAGUACAUAGUCUGGCAGGUGGAACUGGGUCCGGGUUGGGUCUACGGCUUGCCGAAGAUGCUGUAGAAGAAUUGGAUCUUUGUCUACGUCUUACUUUCAGUGUUACUCCGCAUCGUUACGGUGACGCACCGCUUCAGUCCUACAACAGUCUGCUAACUCUUGGUCGGUUGACGCAACUUAGUGAAAGUGUUGUUCUGUUGCAAAAUGAUUGGCUACUAACUCAGCUUAACUGUCGACUUCCAAGAAACCGGGUGGCAUCAUCACUUCCAACAACUGACUCAUCUGUGAUGGCUCAAACGGGUAUCACGGUUGACGAAAUGAAUCGCCUUGCUGCUGAGCAAAUGAUGAACUUACUGGCUCCAUGUGAUGAGUUAGCUAGCGAUGGCAACACUGUCCAGGCCGAUGGUGUCCGGUCGGUCCAUGCAGAGCCGUUGGCGCUGAGUCACUCACUGACUGCAUUAUCAGAAGCCCGUUUUAUUCGUAUAAUCUCCGAAAGCGCGCAAUCGCUUAAUUUCAAAAAAUCAAGUAGGUCGACCUCACCCUAUAGGGCAAAAUCAAGGAUGCACGUACUAAACAUUCACCAUAUUUUUUUUCAUGGUUGUGGUGAGCGGAAUGGUACGGACUGGGAUCACUUGGAGCACCUGCUUCCAACUAAACUUCGUUGCUGCCCAAUCGAUGCUACGUGGAAUCUGGAAAAACCUGGGCAACGAACCGGUUGCAGGCCACUCGGAACUCUAGCGGCUCUGCUUGUAUAUCGGGGCAGACUGACAGGUCUUACAAAUUCCAGAACGCGUGAUUCAGACGACGGGGUACCCAAGGAGAGUGCCCGGACUGGACAACCCACUGCGUCAUCCUUGCAACGGCUGCAUGAUUACAUGAGGCCAGUACGAUGGAACUCGUCUCCAUUUGAUCAUUGGUACGAGUCGCGUCCCACAGCAAUGGAAAACUCGGUUACCUUAGCUUUUAAUUCCUACUGCAUAACCGAGGACUUGAAUUGUUUGCUUUACCGUGCACAGAUGCGGCGAAACAUGAAAGCCUAUUUGCAUUGGUACGAAAAGUUUGGAUGCACACAGGACACCUUUGAUGCUGCCGUUGAACAAUUGCGAGAUGUUGUUCGAGGUUACGAAGAAUUGGCUCGUUG